CAUCGCCAGUCGAAAGCGAAACUGCAACGCGUUCGUGUCGUUCGGUGCGCGUUCCUGCUACACAGCCAAAGCGGUCCGAUCAGCUCGCAGGAAAAAGUUCGUGUUCCGGUGCACUUUUCAGUGCGAGAUUGAUCAUCGAAAUCGUUUCGUCAAUUUCGGUCCGGCUCGAAGUGGUUUUCGUUGUUUUGGUCGCGGUCCCACUGGAACGGGUUCCCGAUUUGAAAAAUUCGAAAAAUUCCCUUAGAAAAUUAAAUGUUGAAACAGGAAACUGACUUACACAAUAGCAAUCCAACAAAUAUUUACUUAUCGCAUACUAUGCGCUCUAUCUCGUCAAGAGAUCAGAAAAAAUACACAAUUAAUAAGUAACUCAAGUAAUUAAAAAGCGAAUGAUGAGGUGGGAUUUGGCCCUGACCGUCACCGCAAUCCUCUCCGCCGCCAAAGCCAGCCCCGUCCCCGAGGAAUGGUCCGCCACGUCCCCGUUCUCGCAAUUCGCCCCCGACGAUGAGGGCCGUUUCAACGACGUCUACACGUCGGCCUUCCUGAACGUAUCAUACCACGACAACCGCGGCUUCCACACCGACAAGACGGAGGUGGGACGGUACGGCGGCGGCCCCAUCGGCCCCAUGUUCGGACGCAUAGUGCACGUGGGCUCGCAAAGGGACAGAGACGAUCACACCGGAUGCGUCCUGCCGCUAAGGGACUCGAACAGGGAUGCGUUGCCGCUGAGCGGCGAGCCGUGGAUCGCCCUGGUGAAACGGGGCAAGUGCAGCUUCGAGACGAAGGUGGAGAACGCGUUUCACAGCGAAGCCGCCGGCAUUCUGAUCUACAACGACAGGGACAGUUCGCAGCUGGACAAGUUGUCGCUGUCGACGGAGUCUUUCAGAAAUAUAAGUGCAGUUUUCAUCUUUAAAUGGAAAGGCGAUGAGCUGGCCAGACUCGUGAGGCUCCACGACGAGGUAAUGGUUUACAUUACGGUGGCAGGACAGACCGUGUCCAGAUCGGCGAGCAUAAACAGGACUUCGGUGCUUUUUGUAUCAAUCACGUUUAUCAUCCUCAUAAUUAUUUCCCUUGCGUGGUUGAUCUUCUACUACGUCCAGAGGUUUAGAUAUUCCCACGCCAGGGAACGUUUCACAAAAAGACUGAACAGUGCAGCUAAAAAAGCCAUCUGCAAGAUCCCAACAAGGAUGAUUAAACCAGGCGACAAGGAACUACAGGGAGACCUGGAAUGUUGUCCGAUUUGUAUCGAGGCGUACAAACAGGGUGAGGUGCUCAGGUUGUUGCCUUGUAGCCAUGAGUACCACAAAGUGUGCAUUGAUCCAUGGUUACUGGAACACCGUACGUGUCCGAUGUGCAAGAUGGACAUCCUGAAGCAUUACGGAUUCGUGUGUUCAGAUAGUCAAGAAAGUAUCAUUCAAGUAGUGGAAUCUCAAACGUUCAACUUCAGCCAGAACAAUCCCAUAGGAGAGAUCAACACCAUAGCAGACAUUCAAGAGGCAAAUCACUCAAGUUCGGACGAGGACAGCCGUGCGCCGUCACCAAACGAGAUGACACCCAGCAUUUCCAGAGAUAACCAGUCUCCGAAGCCGAGCAACGAGAUCUUCGCUAUCAAUCCGUCAGCCGAUGAACAGUCGUCUUCUCAGGCGUACUACUGACUUCCUUUGGAGACUGAACUUUGAUCCGUGGGCAUCCGUUUGUUCACUGCGUCAUUGUUUUUUUCAUUUUUUCUAUUAACAUAUAUGGGGGAUGUUGUGGUGCAUGAAACUUUCGAUGUUGUAAACUAUGUAUUCAUGAAACUCCUCUAUGUGCAUGCUUGACAAAUCAGUGUUUAGUACAAAUGUAUUUAUUACAAAUCGAAGUUAAUUAUAGAAAAACCGUGUUAAUCUCAUGCUUCCAAUAUGUUUACGCUUGUUCACAUCACCAAUUAGUUACAUUACAAUUACUUUAUUCACAAUUUUUGCAAACGAUCAAUUUGACGGUAAUAAAUUGAACAAAUUCGAGUCAUUUUUAAGUGGAUGCCCAUGAUUGUGAUACUGUACUGUAUUGAAUACUUGAUUGUGUUCUGAGUUACUUAAUUAUGUGAUAUUUUACCAUGUAGGCUUUAGUUAGGAACAAUGUAGAAAUAUCUUGAUCAGUAUUUGAAAGACUUAGCUGGUAUAAUUAAUAAUUAAGGGAAUUCUACUGCAGGAUAUUUUUACAAGGGCGUUUUUAUAAUGUAUAUAAUAGGACUAUUUUAUUCUUAAUGACAAUGUACUCAAUUUUUUUAUAAUUUAUAUUUAGUUUGUUUUAUUUUUUGAAAGAAUUUUGUUUGCUUUCUGGGAAUUUUAUAAAAAUUGCUAUCUUUUUUUAUAAAAUGUCCUGUUUUGGUAGAUACCAGUUAAAAGUGCUCAACUUGUUAUUUAGGUUAAUACGUAAUAUGUUUUACCAGUUUAAAACCGAAAUUGACCAAUAGCAAGGUUUGUAAAUAUAUUUUUGCAUAUUGUGGUAUAAUUACUACUAAAUAUAUUACUUAAAUGGCUUUGAAAAUUACAAACAAAUAAGACUAGUACUUAAAUAUUUUCAAAUUGUUUUAUCUUCAUGGUAAUAAUAAUUUGUAUGCUAAAUGUUUGUAUAUUAAAAAUAAAAUAAU
Molecule: messenger RNA, 2626 nt
Organism: Aethina tumida (small hive beetle)
Lineage: Eukaryota; Metazoa; Arthropoda; Insecta; Coleoptera; Nitidulidae
Gene: gol
Product: protein goliath
Exons: 9
Coding region: 387-1652 (421 amino acids)
Source: RefSeq, a predicted model, not a curated record